Messenger RNA from Paramecium octaurelia, 757 nucleotides. The record is from the annotation of a GenBank genome assembly. NCBI's taxonomy places the organism in Eukaryota, Ciliophora, Oligohymenophorea, Peniculida, Parameciidae.
AAAUGCCACAAUUUGUUAUGAAAAUCAGAUUUGAAUAACAAAUAAAAUUUCUAUUAGAGUUUUUCAAAAGAUUCUUAAUUGUCCUUAUUAUUGAAAUAUUUUUUUUGAUAUUUGAAACUUUGGAAGGAUUCUAAUUUGUUAAUCGAAAAUAUGAAGUGUUUGGAUUUAAGAAUCCUUUACAAAAUUCUAUUAGUAGAUUAUCUAUUGCUUUCAGAAUUAGAUUCUAUUGCUAGACUAAUUUUAAAAAACUAAAAACUAAUAAUAUUUUAAUUAACGCUUAAAAAAUCCCUUAAGUAAAAAAGAAGAAUGCAUUAUAAAUAGAAAGAAUUACUAUUAUUAAGAUUAUAUAAAUUAACUAAUAAGAUCCCUAAUAAUUAGAAUUAGAAAAUUAAAUUAAGAAUAGAAAUUUAGAAAAAUUAGAAAAACUUUUAGCAUAUUUUGGAACUUUUGGAUUUUUUGGAAAUUUCAGAACUUUUUUAGAUUACUUAAUGUUUUGGAAAAAUAUGAUUUGGAAUUUAAACUCUUAUUAAAUUGGUUUGUUUUUGCCUAUGUUAUGAUUAUGACUUGAAAUAAAGUGAAGUUUUAUAUUAGGUAUUAAGGGAUUAUGUUGUAAAAUAUUGAAAAAAGUGUUUUCUUUUUGAUAUUUUAUGAUAUAAUAAAUUAGUAUGUAGUAUAAUUCAUGAAAUUUAUGAAGUUGAAUCAAUGAAUAUUAUGACCCUGCAAUUUUAGUUAGUUGUUUUAUGUAUGAAUUUUAAAC